This is a messenger RNA of Geosmithia morbida, 414 nucleotides long. RefSeq names its product large subunit ribosomal protein L43. Gene Ontology annotation, biological process: mitochondrial translation. Gene Ontology annotation, molecular function: structural constituent of ribosome. The transcript has 3 exons. The record is from RefSeq and is a predicted model, not a curated record. The coding region runs from base 1 to 414 and encodes 137 amino acids. Lineage: Eukaryota; Fungi; Ascomycota; Sordariomycetes; Hypocreales; Bionectriaceae. Gene Ontology annotation, cellular component: mitochondrial large ribosomal subunit.
AUGACAGUCAAGGCACUACAGAACGUGGCCCGCGCCAGGAAUGGCGUCGGUGCCUUUGUCUUGCAAUGCAAGAAGAUGGAACUCCACUACUGCGACUGGGCCGGUAGUUCCAAGGGCAUGAACGGCUUCAUCAAGUCCCUCCUCCCCAAGUUCGCCGCCGCCAACCCCCAGAUCGAAUUCUCCGUUUCCCCCCGGCCGGGAAAGCAUCCUGUCGUGACGGGCCACUACAUCAACGGCCGCAACAAGCCCGUGUGCGUCCGAAACAUGACGCCCUACGAGAUCCUGCAAAAGGUCGAGCUGCUGCGCGACGCCAGCGGCGAGAAGCUGAGGCGCACCAACAAGGCCAUCACGAGCAGCAACCCCAGCGUCAGGGGUGUCUGGUCCCCGUACCAUGGCCACGGCAUGUCUGUAUAA